GUCUUCUAAGACAACUGCGGCUACAGGGAGCCCCUGAGCUCUGGGAAUUACACUGCUCAGGAAUCUACUGAAGCACCAAAAAGGCAUCUUCACAGAAGAAAUAAACUCAACACACAAUCACAUACUCUAUGCCAUCUGCGCUAACACCCGCUUUUUUUUCUAAAGUGCAUGUGGUGCCAACCCCUCCACCUUUACAAAUAAGAUAAGGACAGUGCUGCAACAACUCUCCUGGCAUCUUGGUAAUGUUUAACUCGAUAAUUAUUCUUUGGGGGAGCAGGAAUUGCAAAUAGACAGAUUUCUGUAGCAGCUCUUUUUUCUAACCCUUUUGAAUACGUUUAAAUACAUUUGACGUGGGCACAAAAUGGAAAAGACAUCAGAAAAAGAUCUCCCGCCGCCCGAGAGGAAAGAUCCUGAUGACGAAGAAGGGGGGAUUCGCCGCAGGCUGAGAGACAGAGACCUCCUCAGGAAGAGGAAGGCUGAGGCACAAGAGAAAGCAACUAACCAGUGGGUUUAUGGGGCCCAGAGUAGAAGAAAGCGAGAGAGCCGAGAAGAGAGCGCAGAGGUAAGAAGGGGCGGCCCAGGAAGAUUAAUCCUCCAUUGGAGGCACCAGGGCCUCAGGACGAGAUCCCUUUUGUAGAUGUGGUCCCUGCCCCAGAGGUUGAGACUGAGCCUUUGCCCACCAUUCAUGAAAUGCCUCCAAAAUUUGUGGAGCCCCAGUUUGUUUCUGCCGCCAUUGCUUUCUCUGUGCCAUCUCCGGGUCCACUCCCGGCCUCUAUUUCUGCCCCGGCUCUGGUCCCGGUUCCUGCCCCGGCCUCUGUUUCUGCUCCAGCUCCAGCCUCUGUUGCUGCCCAGGCCCUGGUCCCGGUUCCAGCCCUCUCUGUUCCUGCAGCAACAGCAAGUAGUGGGUCUGCAGAGGAAGUCCUGAUUGAAGACUUGGGGCCAGAUGAGGAAGAGGACCUUCCUCAAGGGGAUCUGAUCAUUGACCAGGGCGCGAGUGAAGAGCCGCCAGCUGAUGUGCCUGAACAGAAUAAGAUGUUUUCAUACCCACUGUUUGUUUCCCCACCACCUCAGUCGGAAUACCUUCCAGGAAAUUUCAUAUAAUGCAGUAUUUCUUUUCAUCCAUACAUAUCAAAUUAAGCUAUACAAAAGACAAACAAAAUGCCUGUUAAUAAAGUAGACAAAUGUUGUGAAACAAGUCUUGCCUUUGUUUUUUAAGAACAUUCUGUGUUGUUGGGCUGUCAAGAUAUUUGAAAAACUAAAAAUGUGCAAAAAAUUAAUAAAUGUUAUUGUUAUUUUGACACUUCUUUUUAUUUACUUCAUUGUUUCAUACUGAUUACUAGGCUUACUUUUCUCACACGUGUAGAAUGCCUAUUGGACAGCCUUCAUUACAAGCGCAAAAAAUCAGCUUCUGUCAUAUAAUCAGUUAGCUAACAAUAUUUGCCAAAAGGCACAAAGGUUUAGGAUUUUUUUCCCUUGACUGAAAUGGCCGACUGUUCUCUAAAUUAUGCUCCAACACUGCCCCCUGGUGUUCACCACUAUAAAGUUUAAUCGCGAAACAUUGUGCCAUAAAACAAAUGCCGUUCAUCCACAUCUAUCUACACAUGGACAUAGAAAGCUGAAAUACAAAAGAGGAAAUUUAAGUUGUGUAAUGCACACACUGUGAGCUAACUGCAUGCACGCAAUAACUUAAAAACAAACCACAUAACCACGUGUACUUGACUGGUUGUCCACCAUAUUCUGUGUCAGCCACACGUUUUCCUGUCACAGCCGUUGUAAACUAGCUAGUUUAGCUUGCGCCCAUGAACAUAAGUAGACCUUCUUGUAUCUAUGAUUGCGCCAUAUGACAGAAAUUGAAAUUAAAUGGUGGAUAAUUUAUGUCUGUAGAGACGAUACAUUUUAACUGUCGAUUUAGCUCAUGUAAGAACGAGCAAUGUCACAGCCGUCUUGCAGCUGUUGUGGAGAUCAUGUCAAGAGUCUCCAGCAGCAAAUAUCGGUCAUGCGAAAGGAGCUGAAAAAUCUAAGGCAGCGCGCAGAUAGCUCCACACGCUCAAACAGGAAACACAUGACUACUUUACAGUCGGUUUUGUCAACCAUUAGUCAAGACCCGCACAUCAAAGUGUCGGAGCCAAAUGCUGAUGAAAAGUUGGAAAGUGACAAUAACACUGAUUUGCCAUUUUUAGGAUGUAUCAACACAGUUCCCAUUGGGUACAUAAACUCUUGCUUUGGCCCAAAAAUGGUAACUCCACGACAGCCUACUGUAUGUGGUCCAUCUCGUGCUACCCUGCAGAUUCAGCAGACUGUCUUCAGCAAUCCAGACCAUCCCCUGAUUGGACUGGAACAGUACUCACAUGUGUGGAUAAUCUUCCUCUUCCACAAGAAUGGUCACCUGAGCUUUAAGGCCAAAGUGAAGCCUCCACGUCUGAAUGGCCAGAGGGUGGGAGUGUACUCCACUCGGAGCCCACCGCCCAAUGCCCUGGGCUUGACUUUGGCCAAGCUUGAGCGGGUUGUAGGUGAUACACUUCACUUGUCAGGCGUUGAUAUGAUUAUGGGCACUCCUGUCCUGGACAUAAAGCCAUACAUUCCGGACUAUGACUGUCCACAUGCUCGUGUCGGGGCAGGUUCAGAGGAGGGUAGCUUGCCCUCGGGAGAGGAGCCAGAGGAUGAGAGGGAUGCCAGGCAGCCAGUCCCUCCAGCCACAAACACAGCAGGGGCUUCAUCAACACUCCGCCAAGCCUCGUCCAAAGAGGAUGGCUUCAGUCCUUUAGGAGCGGUGCUGUCUGAGGUGAAGGACUACCUCCAGCAGGGGGAGUUUGCCAUAAGCAGGCCUGCUGAAGACGGAGCAGUAGAAGCAGAGCACAGUGACAUGGUUCUCGCUGGACCUCCGGGGGAGCUGGCAGGCAAGCUCCACUUUGGAGAGGAGUCCUACAGCACCAUUGCUUCCUGGAUCAGACAGCCUCCCGUGAGCACCCUGGAGGUGCGCUUCACCCACAAUGCUGAGAGAGAGCUCAAAGAGUUUGUGGCCUCUGAUAGUACAGUAAUUGGGAAGCCGAGAUUCAGGUUCCUGAAAAACUCUGAUGAGGCGGUGGCUGCCGUUAGAGCUGUUCUGUCUGCUGAUCCUCGCUCCGUUUACCGACGAACCCGUUGCCAGGACCGCCUCUUCUACUUCACCAUGGAUACGGCUGAUAUCACCUGCUGGUUUGGAGACGGUUUUGCGGAGGUGUUACGAGUUCAGCCUCUGAAGCUUUAGUUCCAACCCAGGCAUGCUCUGUGCUCCAGAAAGUGCCCUUCUGACCACCUACUCAACUAUUUGUUCUGUUUUUCGGUAUUUGAUUUGCAAUCACAUGGUUUGUGUUGUUUUAAUCAUGUGCUUCUGUUUGGUUCUACUUUUAAACUGAAGUUGAUGCCUAUCAACAAUCAAGAUUCACUUGUGCAAUACUAUCAUGUAGAGUAAAACCAUUCCUGUAAA
Molecule: messenger RNA, 3466 nt
Organism: Clupea harengus (Atlantic herring)
Lineage: Eukaryota; Metazoa; Chordata; Actinopteri; Clupeiformes; Clupeidae
Gene: trmo
Product: tRNA methyltransferase O
Source: RefSeq, a predicted model, not a curated record